CGCAAAUCUGGGCUUUCCUAUGCAAAACCAAACAUGCGUGCGCACCCCCACAUAUGGUUGUUUAUAGCAUUAGCCGAUGCUAGCCUCUUACGGAGCCGCUGAAACCUCUCCAAUGGAUAGUUAUACACAUCUCCAUUGUCGAUCGUCGACUUCAGAUGACUUUUUGUCUUGAGAUGGUUUUGGAGAAGGUGAUAAGGUGCACGAUCGACGUGCAAAAAUACCAGACUGUAUACAAAUGAUUCGCGUCCCGUCGCACAGUUCCACCGGACCGCUGUUCUGCCAAACACCUGAGCUGCGCUCCUAAUAAAGGUUUCAGCUGACACAGAGGAGGACUGGAAUCUGGAGUCCAUUCACGAGCGGCCACAUUCAAAAUAACAAUUAACUUGAGAGUAUCGGACACACCGCCGCCAUUAAAGUUUUUUCCCCCGCAUAUAACGUUAAGUUACCCGCUGACGCAUCAGAGUGGAAGACCGCAGGUUACAUCGUCUUUGCUUAGGAAUUGAUGGAGAGCUGCGCAUAUCGGACACACCGCCGCCAUUAACGGUUUCCCCCCACAUAUUACCCACUGACUCAUCAGAGACUGCAGGUUACACCAUCUUUGCUUAGGAAUUGAUAGAAGAGCUGCGCAUAUCGGACACACCGCUGCCAUUAACGUUUUUUUGCCCGCAUAUAACGUUACCUGCUGACGCAUCACAGUACGUUGCACACUCGUGAGGGAUGGAUUCAAGAAAAACACUCCUCUCUGGGGCUGCCAUGAGAUGGAGAGCGCGUAGAGAUGUUCAGAAACGGCUUCAACAUAUUAGGGAUAUGCACAGUGAAAGUUUUGCUUCUCAAUGUUGUAGUGGGGAAAAUGUAGUGGAAGGACAUCCUGGAUGUAGGGAAAGACUAGCAGAGACAGUCUUGGAGAAUAUGCAGGGUGACAUGGAAGAGAGAGAGGAAAUUGGAAAUGAACAGAUGAUAGAGGAGGAGAUUGGAGAGGAGGAAACCUCAAAUGAGCAGUCCUUUAGGAUGGAUCAGUCUGGAUCUGAGGAGGAGUCUAACUCAGACCAAGAUUCUGAUGAAUCAGAGCAGACCUGUAACUUUGGUGAUAGUCUACGCAACUGGGCAUUAACCUUUGGAGUUUCCCUGGUGGCUCUUACAGCUCUUCUUGGCCUGCUGAGACUCUAUCACCCUGACCUGCCAAAGGAUGCCAGAACCCUCCUUAAGACAACAACCACAUAUAGCAUAGAAAGAAAAUGUGAAGGGCUGUAUUAUUAUAUUGGCAUCCUGUCCUCCUUUAAGCAGAAGCUACAACAGGCAUUUGAGUCAUUUGCAGAUGGCUGCACACUAAAACUCCAAAUCAAUAUAGACGGAUUGCCCUUAUUCAAGAGUAGUGGGAUUCAAGUGUGGCCAAUCUUAGGAUGUUUACUUAGUUUUCCAAUUAAAGAACCUGUUGUGAUUGCAUUGUUCUGUGGACCACAUAAACCAAAGACAGCUGAGGUCUUUUUGGAAGAUUUUGUUUCUGAGUUGAAAGAGUUGGAGAGCGGUAUUGACUUCGAGGGCAAAAAGAUUUUUGUUAAGUUAGAUUCUGUCAUAUGUGAUACGCCUGCCCGAGCUUUUAUAAAAAACAUUAAGAGUCACAAUGGAUAUUUUGGAUGUGAUAAAUGUGGCCAGAAAGGAGAGUAUCUGUCUGGCAGAAUGACCUUUCCCUUAGUCUCUUUCCCACUCAGGACAGAUGAAUCCUUUGCCCAAAAACAUAAUGAAGAACAUCACCUGGGCCCUAACCCUUUCCAGGGGUUGAAUGUAGGGAUGGUAUCUCAGUUUCCAGGUGAUUAUAUGCAUUCUGUUUGUUUAGGUGUCGUUAGGAAGCUUCUGAACAUUUGGCUUAGAGGAGCUCUCAGAUUCCGUUUACCUGCUUCGAUUGUUGACCGGAUGUCUGACAGUUUAACAGGCUUGCGCAACUACAUUCCUUUGGAAUUUGCAAGAAAACCCAGAACCUUGAGGGACAUUGACAGGUGGAAGGCAACAGAAUUAAGGAUGUUUUUGUUGUACAUCGGACCUGUCAUUCUGCCUUCAUACUUGGACACAAAUAUUUACAAAAAUUUUAUGCUGCUGUUUUCCAGCAUUGCCAUUUUAGUCAGCCCAACCUUGUCCUUGAUUCACUGGCAGUAUGCUGAAAGAUUGCUCCAUAUGUUUGUGACACAUUUUGGCGAAAUAUAUGGCAAGGAGGCACUUGUGUACAAUGUGCAUUCACUAGUACACUUAGCCCAAGAUGUGAGACAGCAUGGUUGUCUUGACAAUAUUUCAGCUUUUCCGUAUGAGAACCACUUGCAGAAACUCAAGAAACUUGUCAGAAAACCCCAACGCCCCCUUGCCCAAAUGGUACGUCGAUUGUCUGAGCAAAAUCAACAGAAUCAAAUCAUUGACAAAACACUGGUCUCUUUGAAAAAGCCACAUUUUGUUGGACCGGUUCCAAAUGAGCUUGCCUCUAGAAAGGUUAAAGGGCAGUACAGCCAAAUGGUUUCUAACAAGUGGACUAUCAAAGUCUCAACAGGAAACAAUAUAUUUGCCAUUGCUGGUGAUAUUUGUCAGAUUGACAAUAUUGUUGAGUGUCAUGAUGGGAUCUACUUGGUUUAUAGAAGGUUUUCUGAUAAGUCCAUCUUCUUUACCUAUCCAUUCAGUUCAGACUUUCUGAAUAUCUACAGUGUCUCUCAAUUAUCAGAACAAUACAUGUAUGCCAACAUUUGUGCAGUUGCAUAUAAAUGUGUAUUACUCCCCCAUCAAAGAGGUUUUGUAUCCAUACCAAUUCUACAUUCUGUGAAACAAUAAAGUAGUUGGCUUGAAUUAUUUAGUAGGAUCAGUUGUUUGAUCAAUUGUUGUUUUAAAUUUUUUUGGUUGGAUGUUACUACAGCUGAUAGUCUGAUCUUAGUAGUUGUUAGAUUUGAGUUUUAAGCAUCUUCAUCUACAUUACGUCAAUUCUUUUAUGCACAUGUAAGUACACUUUCAUGACACCAGUAAAAUGUAUUUUGUUAAUAAACAUGCAUACACAACAGACACACCAGCAAUAUACAGUGUUUAUGAAAAGUAUUCACCAUCCAUUGGCUAAAGAAUGCUUUUUUUCAGGCACCAUAAAUGGCUAAUCUCUCUCUCUCUCUCUCUCUCUCUCUCUCUCUCUCUCUUUCUCUCUCUCUCUCUCUCUCUCUCUCUCUCUCUCUCUC
Molecule: messenger RNA, 3197 nt
Organism: Paramisgurnus dabryanus
Lineage: Eukaryota; Metazoa; Chordata; Actinopteri; Cypriniformes; Cobitidae
Source: RefSeq, a predicted model, not a curated record